GGAACGCCGAACCCGAACGAUAGUCCCCAAUUGAGUUGAAGAUGGUCAUUCUGGAGUUUGUCUUCUUCUUCUCCCUUUUCACUCUCUCACACUCUUCUUCGUCCAUCUCGUCUUAUAGGUUUAUAGGCUUUAUAGCACAGCCAAAGCCCUUCUCUCAGUCUUGAGUCUCCCCUUUCUUUGCCUUUCCAAAGAAGGUAACAACUAUUUAUUGGUUCGCUUUAGCUAAUUAGCUUCCCCUCUAAGCUUCUCGUCUUCCUUCCCCGAAAUCCCUCCCAACUCCCACACCGAUCUUGAUACCUUUCUUCUCUCUGUAAUCCGAUCGUCCUAAUUAAUCGGCUUCUUCAGAAUUUUGUUCCUGCUUCCUUCUUUUCAUAAAUCUUUAUGGAGGAUUACGUAAGCAGCGAAGAAGAGGACUAUUAUUCGGAUCGUGAUUCUCUCGAAGGGUUGGAGAACGAAGAAGAGGAUGAUUUGCAAUGGCGUCCCAAGGCCGCUCCUUCGAGUUCGAGUAAGGUAAUCACAAAAGAAUCCCUUUUGAUUGCACAGAGGGAAGACUUGCGUAGGGUAAUGGACUUGCUAACACUUCGUGAGCAACAUGCACGGACCCUACUUAUUCAUUACCGCUGGGAUGUUGAAAAGCUGCUUGCAGUGCUUGUAGAGAAGGGGAAAGACUGGUUAUUUGCUGAAGCUGGUGUCACAGUGGUUGAGCGCAAAGAUCCUCCCUCACUACCAUCUACAUCUACAGUAUUGUGUUGUAUCUGCAUGGAUGACGUUCUUGCCAAGGAGACUACAACAAUGGACUGUGGCCAUGGCUUCUGCAACAACUGUUGGACAGAGCAUUUCAUUGUGAAGAUAAAUGAGGGUCAGAGUAGGCGUAUAAGGUGCAUGGCACACAAGUGUAAUGCUAUUUGUGAUGAAGCCAUUAUAAGAAAUCUAGUCAGUGCAAGACAUCCUGAUCUGGCAGAGCGAUUUGAGCGUUUUCUUCUAGAGUCGUAUAUUGAGGACAAUAAAAUGGUAAAAUGGUGCCCCAGUGUUCCUCAUUGUGGUAAUGCAAUACGUGUUGAGGGUGAUAAAUUUUGUGAGGUGGAAUGUACAUGUGGACUGCAGUUUUGUUUUAGUUGCUCAGCAGAAGCACACUCACCUUGUUCUUGUCUGAUGUGGGAGCUCUGGACCAAGAAGUGUCAGGAUGAAUCAGAGACGGUUAAUUGGAUAACAGUGAACACAAAGCCUUGCCCAAAAUGUCACAAACCAGUUGAAAAAAAUGGUGGCUGCAACUUAGUUAGCUGUAUAUGUGGACAAGCGUUUUGUUGGCUGUGUGGUGGAGCUACUGGGCGGGAUCAUACAUGGUCAAGUAUCAGUGGUCAUAGCUGUGGCCGGUAUAAAGAAGACCACGAGAAGAGAGCUGAGCGUGCGAAGCGAGACCUGUAUCGGUACAUGCAUUAUCAUAAUCGCUACAAGGCCCAUACAGAUUCCUUUAAACUUGAAACCAAGCUCAAGGAAACCAUACAGAACAAAAUUUCUAUUUCAGAAAGUAAGGAAUCAACACUGAAGGAUUUUAGUUGGGUAACAAACGGGCUCAAUAGGCUCUUCAGGUCGAGGAGGGUACUCUCAUAUUCAUACCCAUUUGCAUAUUAUAUGUUUGGGGAUGACCUAUUCAAGGAUGAGAUGUCUAAAGAAGAAAGGGAAAUAAAACAACACUUAUUUGAGGACCAACAGCAACAGCUUGAAUCAAAUGUGGAGAAGCUCUCUAAGUUCAUUGAGGAACCAUUUGAUGAGUAUACCGAGGAAAAAAUCAUGGAAGUACGGAUGCAAGUAAUCAAUCUUUCUGUGAUUACUGAUAAUCUCUGUAAGAAAAUGUAUGAGUGUAUCGAGAAUGAUUUAUUGGGUUCUCUCCAACUGGCUAUUCACAAUAUAGCUCCUUACAGAUCAAAGGGUGUUGAGAGGGCGUCAGAACUUUCCGUCUGCUGGAACACCAAGGCCAAUGAUACCGAUAGCUGUAUACUAUCAGAUACUAGCAUAAAUGGUACUGGAGGAAGAGGAACGAUGGAACCUGGUCGGCAUUUUCGUGGGUCUCCGAAUUUAGAUGAAAUUGGAUGCUCUUCUCGGAAACGUUCUAGGAAAGAAACUUUGGGAGAUGGCCUCUUUGACCUCAACUUGCCUGCUGAAGUGAUAGACAAGAGCUGAUUUUUUUAGGGUUCUGGCGUCGUUAGACAGACUCAAGUGUACAGCUUUUGAGUUUUAACUUGAAGCGACCUCCGAUACCAUCAAUUGCCAUUUGUGGAUGAAUCACCACCUACCUUAACUUUCUUCAACCAGGAAACAGAAAGUGAGAUAAAUAGAUGAUUCUAGACCUUACUUUCUUUUUUUUUUUUUUUUGCAAUCUUAUUUUGUACAUGCCUGUCUAUUGGGGCAGAUGUCCAUAUAUUUAUGUGUAUAUUUUCUUUGAAGGGCUUCUUGAGAGUUAAAAGAGUACAUGAAGAUUGGCCGAUUUGAAGUGAA
This is a messenger RNA of Nelumbo nucifera (sacred lotus), 2496 nucleotides long. RefSeq names its product putative E3 ubiquitin-protein ligase ARI2. The record is from RefSeq and is a predicted model, not a curated record. Gene Ontology annotation, biological process: protein ubiquitination. NCBI's taxonomy places the organism in Eukaryota, Viridiplantae, Streptophyta, Magnoliopsida, Proteales, Nelumbonaceae. Gene Ontology annotation, molecular function: zinc ion binding; ubiquitin-protein transferase activity.